Molecule: messenger RNA, 969 nt
Organism: Acanthosepion pharaonis
Lineage: Eukaryota; Metazoa; Mollusca; Cephalopoda; Sepiida; Sepiidae
Source: the annotation of a GenBank genome assembly
AUGUUGUUGACUGGUAGAGAAACAACUCUCAAGUCGAUCUACAGGGCACCUUUAGAUUGGUUUGAAGAAAUUACAACUGGAAUGGCAGACCGUAUUCUUGUAAAUAGUAAUUUUACUGCUGGUGUUUUUCGAGAAACUUUCAAGAGAUUAUCUCACAUUGAACCAGCAGUGUUAUAUCCAACACCAAACUUUGCUUUAAUGGAUGCUGCAAGUGAACAGCCACCAUCAGAUGAAAUAAUACCUCAGAACAAGAAAUUUAUUUUCCUCUCUAUCAAUAGAUAUGAAAGAAAAAAGAACUUAGAUCUUGCUUUGUAUGCUUUCAUGAACUUAGAAGAGCAAGUCCCAAACCCUAAGGAUAUUCACCUCAUCAUGGCUGGUGGCUAUGAUGAACGAUAUCAAAACCAGGUGACAGUGUUUAUAGUUGGACAUACUACUAUAUGUGAACAGAAACUAAAGUUGAUUAACCAACUUAAUGAGUUUUUUCUUCUGCACAGCAAGCUGUUUAUUGAUGAGGCUUGGGAAGAGCAAAUCAGCAUAGAUGUUGACAUUGACACUGUUUCUCAUAAUGUAAAAGAUUCUCUUACAUCAGCUGCUGUACUCUCAAAUAGACUUUCAGAGAUCAACAAAGAAAUGGUACAGUACUUCACCGAGCAAGCCACGGCUGGUGCAGCUCACCUCAAAUUUAAUCUUAAACUGAACCAAGUGAUAGUGCCAUCCAAACUUGAUUCUCUCAUCAAACAAAAUGAAGAAACUAUUUUGGAAUUGAAGGAAAAAUUAGAAAAUGACAUUGUAGAUGAAGAUGAGGUUCUAGAAGCUGCUGACAAUUUACAUAAGUUACAAAUCCAAGAUCUGAGUGUAAAUCACAGAGAAGAAAUUGUACAGUUGGAAAUGAAUCAUAAAAAAAGUUUAUUACAACUCACGGUUUGUGUAUUUGUCUAUCUUAACUAUUUUUUUUUCAAAAGUACAUAA